AUGAGUCUAAAUUGCCUAACCUGUGGCCAAAUCCUUCAAAGGGAAAACUCUGGAAGGGAAUAUCUCCCAGAAAUUAAGGUUUCUAGUAGGAAAGUGACUUUGCAAGUUGAUAGAAGCUGGUCAGGGAACAUAUCCCCACCCGAAUGUGCACAUGGUGCUGUGGCAAAGAUUAAGACCGAACAUCGACGCACGAACAGUGAUGGAAAUGUUGGACCAAGAUUGGUAAGGAGCAGUGGAAUGAGAAGAGAUUGGAGUUUUGAGGAUUUGAAAGGAGAGCAAGACAAAGAAGUUAGAUGCUACUGA
Messenger RNA from Gastrolobium bilobum, 303 nucleotides. RefSeq lists its product as uncharacterized. Lineage: Eukaryota; Viridiplantae; Streptophyta; Magnoliopsida; Fabales; Fabaceae. The record is from RefSeq and is a predicted model, not a curated record. Bases 1 to 303 code for a protein of 100 amino acids. The transcript has a single exon.